This is a messenger RNA of Xenopus tropicalis (tropical clawed frog), 1402 nucleotides long. It is a transcript of the gene calhm4, whose product is annotated as calcium homeostasis modulator family member 4. Bases 72 to 1043 code for a protein of 323 amino acids. NCBI's taxonomy places the organism in Eukaryota, Metazoa, Chordata, Amphibia, Anura, Pipidae. The record is from RefSeq and is a predicted model, not a curated record. The transcript has 2 exons. Gene Ontology annotation, cellular component: membrane.
GAAAGAUCACAUAACACAAGGGAACAAGUAAAACAGCAGAGGGGUUGGGCGCGAUAACUUUGAGCCCCAAGAUGUCCUUACAGCCGAUCUUAACAUUCCUCAAAAGCAAAGAGUCCAUUCUCUUUAACGCAGUUGUUGCCAUUCUGACUGUUGGGGGACAACAACUUUUCUCUUUUUUCGCUUUUAGUUGCCCCUGCAGCCCCUCUAAGAACCUCAACUAUGGCUUAGCCUUCCUGGGAGUCCCUGCACUGGUGCUGCUCGUUGUGGGUUUUGUGUUCAAUGAUAACACAUGGAGGCUGCUUAUGGGCUCCUCGCACAGCCACGCAGUGCAGGAGAGAAGCAGGCAGAGCACUAUAAUGAAGUACAAGCUCAUCUGUUUUGUGAUUGGGAACAUCACUGGCCGGGCAAUGGUGGCUCCCAUCACAUGGCUAGCCGUGACGCUGCUCAAUGGCUCAUACUAUGUGUGCGCACUGAGUGAGUAUGCCGAUGUGGAGCAGUAUGACAUCCUGCGCUCACUUACAGAGGCCGAGCGGAGGCGCUUUCUUGCCCAGUUUCCCUGUGCGCAAUUUGUGCCUGCCAACCUCACCAGAGUAAAAGACGAGGUGGUCCUGCAGCUCAAGUACCAGUCCCAGGUGGCUGGAUGGAUUUUGGUUGCAGUUGUAACCAUUUCUAUAUUUAUAACCCUCUGUAUAGCCAGAUGUUGCUCUCCUCUAACAUUUCUGCAUCUUAAGUACUGGACCAGCUAUGUGAAUAAUGAACAGAUACUAUUUGAGCAAGCAACAGACCAGCACUCCAAAAUCUAUGCUUUACUAAACAUCAAGAAGUUCUUUGGCUUCUCACCUGGAAGUAAGAACAUCAAAGAAAUCCGUGUCCCCUCUCGCUGGGACUGGAGAAUGAUCUCUGGACUUGAUCUUUUGAAAACCAUUGAUGACGAGCAUUGCCAUUACAGUCUUCUCCAUCAAUGGGCUGACCUAGAUCCUGCAGAUGGGAAAUUAAUUCACAUUGAUGUAGAAAACAGCCCUGGCUCAGAUUCACUUUCCUAAGCCUCGCCUUUUCACAGGUUGACAGGUCAAGUGAUUUGCGUAUGUCCUGAGAUUUGCACAGUUUUUAGGUUUAGACAUUUUUUUCUAAUUUCUUUUAAAUAAAAUGUAUAAAGAACUACAGAAAAGCACCAAGUUAACACUUGACAUUAUUUAUUGGUUUCAUACCCUAAAUGCACAAGUUGUAUUUUAUCUUCUAACAGGGCCGCAAGUGCUCUAGGUCAGUGCUACUAAUGUUUUCACAUGCAGCAGGCUCAUUUUUUUGCCAUGUCCAGGAAAAAAUACAUGUAAGUGUUGUCAUGGAAAGAAGUCUUUUGAGUUCUUGACUAGACUGAGGGCCAUAAAAAUUCCUUGGAGGGCCA